CCACUGCGAAAGCUCUGUAGGCCAUGCUCACAGAGGCGUCUCUAUACACUCCUUUUUGCUGGUGUCAGUGUUGUUGGUUUUGGUUCAUUCUUUUACCAUCUCAACCCGAAAAAUGACACCCUAUUUUGGGACACAUUGCCAAUGAUGAUCGCUUUCACAUCUUUUGAGGCCAUUUUCAUUAUCGAAAGGUUUGAUGAUUGGGCAGGAACAAAGUCGUUUGAAUCAACGAGCUACUGGUUAUGGGCAGCAGGAUUUUACGUUCUUGCAAGAGUAGAAGAAGUUGCAGACAAACCAAUUUAUACGUGGACACUUCAUAUUUUCAGUGGGCAUACUCUUGGUCAUUUAUGUGCUGCAAUGGUGCCUCUUUUUUUCAUUCUCAUGUUAGUGAAAAGGACAAGGCCAAUUCAACCAGAAAGACACAUGAUUGUGCAUCAUCAAUUAAAGCUUGCUUUCAUGAUCUGCUUAUUGGUGCCCAAGAUGAUCUACCUAUGGAUGCCCAAGUUACAGGUUAGUGCCAUAAUGUAUGAAAUCAGCAUUUUGAUGUGGGAGUUCAGUGCUCGUUAUGUGGCUAAUCAGGCAAAGACCUCUGAGGAGCGAGGAAUGUUAGAAACCCCAAUUCGUGCUCGGCAAAUAGUGCCUCGUAUUCGCGGCCUUUAUGGGAUGGAUAUUUAUAAGAAUAAGGUCUUGAAUUCUUACAAAGUGAACGAUCGGAUGAGUCUAUAUUUGGAUUAUGGGGCACGUCAGGUGUUGGCAAGACACGGCUUCUUUCACUCAUCGCUGAUAGCUAUGCUGAUUCAUUUCGUCAUGUCAUAUUUCUUGAUGGUGGCAGUAGCGUGAGAGUUAUGCAAAAUCAUGUCGCAUAUUUUUUGAAAUUGGAUUGGGAGACAAUCUCAUUGUUAGAGGAGCAUUAUACCGAGCUAAAAUCAUCAUGGAGUACCUAGAGCAUGUCAGUUUUUUGGUUCUGUUAGACGAUGUGCAAGAUGAAGUCUACCCAGAUUUGACAGCUGUUGGUUUGACGAUGGCUCUUGGGCAUCGGCAAAAGGUUAUUCUUACGUCGAGGAGUCAGGUAGUAUGUGCUCGCAUGGGAUGCACCAUAUCAAACACUCUUGAGAUGAAGUGUCUCGGGGAUGAAGAUGCUUGGAGUCUUUUCGAGUAUAAUGCGGGAGUAAAAAUCACAGAAGCUGAUAAUGAAAUUUGUGAAUAUGCAAAACAGAUGGUUUCAGCAUGUGGAGGGUUGCCUAGAGCCAUAUGUGCUAUUGGCAUAGGCGUAGCCGGAGCCACUUGCAGGGGAAAACAUCCAGAUGAUUGGUGGUUUACCUACAAGCGUUUCAAGGGUAAAAAGUAAAAAUCUGCCACCAGAACGAAUGGAAGAAAUAGUCCCUGUUCUGGUUUAGGCAACUUGUGCGUGGCUCGUGGGAGCUGUGGAGACAUGGUUGGACUUCAUUACAUGUUGCUGCCACAAUCAAGAGUUGGAAGAGUCCAGAUGGCGGCAGUUUGAUGCUUACUUGUGAAUAUGGUGUCAGUCUUCUGAUGCGUAAACACAGAGCAGAACACCUUCAUGCUCCAACGGAAUGCAAGAGAAGAACAUACUUGUUGUGGAUGCUAAAUUCUGUGCUUGUUUGUUUUGCUGUCUGUCUCAUUCCGUCA
Molecule: messenger RNA, 1647 nt
Organism: Triticum aestivum (bread wheat)
Lineage: Eukaryota; Viridiplantae; Streptophyta; Magnoliopsida; Poales; Poaceae
Exons: 8
Coding region: 142-837 (231 amino acids)
Source: RefSeq, a predicted model, not a curated record